AUGGAUGACGUGAUUCAAAUUAAUUUAAGAGGUACUGAAUUCCUUUCCUCGUCUCCUUUUGUAAAAGACUUUUUGCAUACCCUUGUUACAAAAGACAGCGCAAUCAUUCGUCAAAAUGGACAAAUCUAUGUGGACAGAAAUCCAUUUAUUUUUCACCAUAUCUUAGAUUAUUAUUGUGGUGGCGAAUUCCAUCUACCAAAGAAUAUCUGUCCACUUCAGGCACAAAAAGAAAUCGAGUUUUGGAAGAUACCCCCAAAGGAUAUUCCAACAUGCUGUUAUGAAGUCCUCUACAAUGAAAAUGAAUCGCAAUAUACCGCCAUCGAGAACUUAGAGAGCGAUUUGAAAACCCAGACGAAGCAAUCAAUUUCGCCUAUAGUAACAGGCCCUCAGGCUAAUAAUUGUGUUGGAAGACUUCGAUACAUGCUACUGGAAGCACAUUUACAUCCAUUUUCUACGUGGACCGGAAGGAUAUGGAUUUGUGUUUUGGCCUUAAUCACAAUUACUUCUAAUAUCACGUACUUGUUCAAUAGUGACAAUCAUUUCCGAGUACCCCGCGAGGGACUGCAGGUUCUUCCAGGCAAUUACACCUUCGACAUGUCCCUGAAUGAUAAAGAACUGGUUUUCUUAAGAACAACACGUGAACCUAUUAAAGGUGCCUUGGAAAUUAUUACAAACUCCGUACUCUUACUCGAUAUUUCGCUGAAAUUUGUUAUAACUCAUCAAAAACUGAAGUUUGUAUUGAACGUGCAAAAUAUUUUGGAAAUAGCCACUGGGAUAGCAGCAUAUCUGGUUUUCUACUAUGAUGUCAACCUGUUAAGCAUGAUGGAUGGUAACAAUUUGAAUAAUUUCUUUAUCGUGGUUGGUGUGCUUCAAGGUUUACGAGUAGUUCGUAGUUUACGUUUAGUUGAAUCCACACCAGAAAUGAAGAUAUUAAAAUUAUCGUUAUACAAGAGUUGGCGAGAGUUUCUUUUGCUAUUGGUAGUGCUUACGUCUUUUUCCCUCAUCUUCGGAUCGGCGAUUUUCUGGAUGGAGCUUGAGGAGCCCGAUACAUUUCCAAACAUCUUUGUCAGUAUUUGGUGGGGUAUAAUUACAAUGACUACCGUAGGAUAUGGAGAUUUUUACCCCAAGUCAAGUGGCGGGUACUUGGUUGCCAUUAUUGCAGCUGUUUUCGGUCUGAUGCUUUUGGCCAUGCCCAUCACAAUUUUAGCAUCCAACUUUAACAGUUUUUAUAACUGUUAUAAAUACAGGAAAAGACAUUUACUUUCUAAGUAGUUAUCAAACACAGUCUGCAUCAUGGAACAGUGUACUCCACGACAUCUUUAUUAUGCCAGUCUAAUUACUGGGUAAGUCUUCGAAAGACCCAAGAACGGAGGACCAAAUUAAACGUUUCUCAAAUGUCUGUGCUCAUUUGAUCGAAUACUUGAUGGACGAAAUGUACGUUUCAUUACACUUUUCAUGAUUCAUGUUUGUUAUUUCUGCAUUGCUUUGCCACGAUGCAGACAAGUUAAUUUCAUUAGUGCCUAACGAAUACAGUGUAUGCGGUGGAAUGUGACUUCAAUCGAUGAAUAUUGUGUUGGUGACUUUGCAUGAUAUUGUAUAGACAUAAAGUAUAUCAUAUCUCCAUAUGAUCGUUGUGCUCGUGAUCUUCCAAAUCUCAAUGCAGCAUUUCAUCACAUCAGAAUGGAACCUUUGGACCUCACAUUUUGACACUUGCAAUAUUAAUUGCUAUUCAUGCUUUUUGGCAUGUAAACUUUUGGUUUUGGUAAAGGGUCAUUUUCAUUUAUUGCACUACUCUUUAUAACUCAUAUCUAUAUUUGUUUAAUGCGGAGCUUCUGUAUAAUAAAAUGGGUGUUGCUACAACACGGAACGGAA
Ostrea edulis (European flat oyster) is the source of this 1872-nucleotide messenger RNA. Its product is annotated as potassium voltage-gated channel protein egl-36-like. Gene Ontology annotation, biological process: potassium ion transmembrane transport; protein homooligomerization. The coding region runs from base 1 to 1272 and encodes 423 amino acids. Gene Ontology annotation, cellular component: membrane; voltage-gated potassium channel complex. The transcript has 2 exons. Lineage: Eukaryota; Metazoa; Mollusca; Bivalvia; Ostreida; Ostreidae. Gene Ontology annotation, molecular function: voltage-gated potassium channel activity. The record is from RefSeq and is a predicted model, not a curated record.